Talaromyces amestolkiae is the source of this 6807-nucleotide messenger RNA. RefSeq lists its product as uncharacterized. NCBI's taxonomy places the organism in Eukaryota, Fungi, Ascomycota, Eurotiomycetes, Eurotiales, Trichocomaceae. Gene Ontology annotation, cellular component: cytoskeleton. The record is from RefSeq and is a predicted model, not a curated record. Bases 1 to 6807 code for a protein of 2268 amino acids. The transcript is spliced from 3 exons.
AUGGAUCCAGAACGCAUGAAUGGGGACGACUAUAACGGGCGCGGCAAGCAAUUGCUUGCUGCAAUAGACGACACGGAAGAGACCACUUCGCCGGCAUUCCUUGAUUUGACAUCUUCGCCGUCCAAUCGUCCGCACGAGCAUCCAAUACUGGCAGACGAAUCUGUGCAGACAUCAGUCGGGCCUUCGCGAGCGACCUCGCCCGCAGCUUCGAGUGUCAUCGCACUUGGAUCACCAAGCCAACCCCGACCACCUGUUUCCCCGGAAUCGCUUCCGUCACUGCCCAAGUAUCCCGGCGCGUGGGAUUCUCUAUCAUCGUCGUCUCCUGAGAAUCGAAAGGCAAACAGCGCAUACUUUACUGCUGCGUGGGGCUCUCCAUAUGCAACCCCUAGCCCACGUCGGCUCUCGUGGACUCUCAGCAAUCAGCCUAGCUUGAACCUCCCGUCGCGCGAUAACUCUCCUUCAAGAGGCCGUGGCUAUACUUCCGUGCGUGGCCCUGGAUCAUUCCGAACGACGUCAACGUCUAGCCAAGUACCCAGGCCAAUCCACGGCUCAAUCGGCCGAUCCUCGGUAAGGGACUUUUCGGGCGUACAAGCAAGUUCCUCGUUCAAACAAUUUACUGAGGACUGGAUCGACCGCUACCUGUCAGGUCAGCCACGUACCGAGCGCACGAAUUGGUUAAGUGACGACGAAGGCAGCGAGGCACCAUCCUUCUUCACUGCCCGGAACAAUUUUGGUGACGACCCAACUGAAGGUUGGCUAGGACUGGACGAACCUAACGAGGAGGACCUUUUGAGAACGCCUACUGCGUCGAAUUCUCUAUCAGUCAGAUCAAGAAAGGGACUUGGUAAACAGCUCAGUCGGACUCGGAAACACCUUUCAACCUUCAGCACCGCCACUUUACGGCAAGAGGACGUUUGGGGAUUUGCAUUCGGGGACGAGCAUCCAUCGACCGCGAUGUCUGAUAUAGCGGAUACACAACUGCCUCCAGCGGAGCACGACUCCACUACUGAAUCGUCUGUGGAGAAGCCUCUACCUUUACCGCCUGCACAGAAUGCCACGCCCGUCGAUAAUAAUGAGAGCCUAAAGACUGAGACUACUCCCAGGCCUCCAUUAGUCAGCCAGGGUUCGUCUCAACGUGGGAGAAGAAAGGUAGCAUGGCGUGGCAAGACCUGCUUGAUUGCAGUACCUACAGAUGAUAAGAGAGGGUCUGAGGGGUCCGGGUAUCAGCUACUCUCAAAGGCGGAUGUUGAAAAACGCCUGCAAAACUGGCUGGAUGAAGGAUACCACGUGGACGGAUUCGACGUUUUUGCGCCGGAGCAGGAUUCAGUUUCGAGCCAAACUGGUGGCUUCAGCCGGCUACCUUUUCCCGAUGAAACUGAAUCUCAUCAAGACCAAGUAUCGAGGAAUUUUUCAGUGCGAUUUCCAAACCUUGGCGAAUGGGAUGCAUAUGUCCAACACCUGCAAGAAGAGAAACUCCGUGCACUAGGAGUCUUCCUUGACGAUGACCCUCCAGCUUCGGAAUCCCCUGCAGCAUCUAUGGGGCAAAUGACUCAAAUGGGCCUUUUCCCUGGUCACAUCACUUCCCCACCAAUUCCUACUUCGUCUGCAGCCAGUAACCCGAUGUUUGGGUCUCAUACUUUCUCCCCUCAUUUCAAUCAGUCUACCAACCCGAGUACGCAUACUGAAUCGCUGGCAUCGCCGCCACCUCAGUUUGGAGGACAGCAUUCGUUCUAUGGCAUGGACGCAAAUUUUGUGCCAGGGUUACCUUAUCCUUACCAGCCAACGCCUCCAGUUGCAGGAACCUUGACUCCCCAGAGUUUGUUUAACGCUCGUCAAGCCAGCUUUGCAGGACCGGGUAUGCCGAACUUGAAUUCGAUUUUUUCACCUGUGUCUCCUCUAAAUGCCGACGAUAUAUUCAAUCAAAGCUCGAAUGGUCCGCGAGAUCGCACGGACUCGAUUCGGGAUCCAUCAUACCAUGAUUCAAGCAACAAGCGACAAGUUCGUGAGUCGCGGGCUGCAACUCUCAUUCUGGACGAGUCUCAGCUCGAGACAGAACACUUCCAAGCAUCAAAUGUUGAGAUUGCCCAUCCUACGCCUCGUGGACAUAGUCAUAAUCUCAGUGAAACGUUACAGAAGGGUCUAGAUCGGUAUUCGCAAGCGGAUUAUCAUCUAGAAAACUCAAUCCAGCGACAGUUGGAUGACAAUGAGGGUGACUUGCAUAACUCUCGCUGGGCUGUCGGUGCAGAUGACGUGCAGCCGUCCCCAGCCCAUGCACAAUUCUCAGUUCCAGAUUCAUUCUCUACUGGCCACCAUCGCCUCUUUGGGGAACAACAGCAACAGCCUAUGGAUAUAAUUCAGGAUGCUGAUGAAAUUGAUACCAAUCCAAGUCUUACUGCAAGCCCCCGCGAACCCAAACUCGACAUGAGCCAUCACCCCUGGCACAGUGCAAAGCCAAGUUCCGGCUCCUUUGUCGCAGGGCACAAGUCAAAGGCAUCUCUGUCCGGCCUCAAUGUGGAAGCUCAGGAGUUCAACCCUACAGGUUCAUUCUCGACUAAUACUUUCGCUUUCCAAGGGGCGGCCCCCUUUCAAUCGAACGGGCUCGGAAAUGGAUCGAUAUUCUCCCCGACCUCAUCCGUAUUCAAACCAAGCGGUUCGAUCGGUAGCUUCAAUGUGGCAGCUCCUUCAUUUACACCCUCAAGUAACGACUUCAACGCUAGCAGUGCCUCAUUUGUACCUAGCGCGUCGAAGGGAUUCACCUUCUCGACCGCAUCCUUCAACGCCGAUGCACCCGCUUUCAAUCCAGGCGCAAGCGUCACUUCUAAUACUUCGGACGCACCCAGUCAUCUCAAAGGUAGUAUCUUUGGAGACAUCGACUUCAAUCAGAUUAAUAAGCCCAGCAAGUCAUCUAAAGCUAUUCCUAUUGUCCGUCCUGAUGAUGACGAAGAAGAGGAGCCGAUUGAACGUGGUGUUCCAGGAACCCCGCCACGCCAAAAGCGUGCUCGCCGCGGUGCUGGUGAAGAAGACAAGGAUGUCGAGUUUGCAGUGCCCACGCCAUUGGCAGAGGCCACUCAAGCCCAAGCUACAGCCACAGCAAAUCAAACUCACAAGUCUGCUGAAGGUAAAGAGAACGAGCUACCUGAGCAAAACGCCCUGAGGGUUUCUGUGAAAGCAGACAGCCCAGAUACAAAACGUCGUUUUGUAGAAGAUGACGCUGUUGCCGUGGAAGAUGCUGUUGAGGAUAUUCAGGAGAAAGCUGCUCACCCAGUUGACACUGAGCCAUUCCCCACCGUAUCCGAUCUUAACCAGGUUAUAGACCCUGCUGAGCCGAUCAUUGACGAUAGUGCGCCCAAGGAGUCGGCAGAGGAAAACAUCGCAACCCCGGUACCUGAGGCUGCACCCGAACCUGUAGCUGAACAUUCUAAUGCGGAAAUUCCAAAGCGAGAGCCAAGAAAGUCAAUCUUUUCAGCCUUAAGAUCAUUCUCGUUUCGCCCUUCGAUUUCAGAAUUUGUUCCGAUCAAGUCGCCUAGCAAUGAGGCCAAGUCGCCUGGCCCUGAACCUACUCCUAGCCCCGAACCUGUCAAGGCUCAACCCGAGAAGCCCAAGACGGGACUAUUUGCAUCUCGAUAUGCUGUUGAGGAAGAAGAGUUGAACGUUACCGAGUUGGCACCGAUCAACAACCCGCCCGAGAUGUCUAAAGGAAAUGCGAAAGACACUGCCAAUGGUCACGAUUCACCCGAUGAAGAAGAACUCAACGCCAUUAUGGAUCAGCUCAAUGGUGAUGAUUCUGAUGUCGGCGUGGAGAGACUCAGCACGCCCUUGCCACCUCAAAUGACUAUUGGAACACCCGGAGGCCACUCAAUGGAACAGACACAGCUACCUCACAUCAUCCGCAGUGAUGCCCCAAGCCCGAGUCCCGCUAGAGACUUCAAUCAAUUGCUGCGAGGCACUUCAAAAAUUGGACCCGAGUUGGAUGUUGGUCAAUCUCAUCACUCUUUUCCACAGCGAGGCUUUGCUUCAGGUGCUCAAUCGCCAGUCCGUCAAUUACUUAGUACGAAUGAGCACAUUAGUGACUGGGAUGAUGUCAUCUCCUCAGGGGAGGACGAAAAACUGGUGCAACGAAGCAGAUUCUUUGAUCGCCAUGUCAAUGCUCUUGUUAGUGAGGUUCUAGCGGAACGAUUAGGCCCUCUCGAGCAAGCAUUAAGCAUCAUACAAAACUCUGUGGUUUCAUUGCAUUCGCAAUCAGCCGGUCGCCAAUCUUUUACCGGUAGACAAGCAGAUGUGGAGCAUAGCGAUGCCGAUGACGAAGAUGACGAAGUCAACAUUCCUCGUUCAAUCUCGCCAUUGAGCAAACGGGAUAGAAAGUUAGAGAAGAUGAAGGGCGCGGUACUCGAAGCUCUUACAGCUCAUGGAUUGGGUCGGCAAGAAGUCCCUCCGGCUUCGGCAAACCUCAACGUCAUUCAAGAAACACUGGCUGAGCUCAAAGCAUUAACUCAACAACGUCAGCAGCCAGAGCUUCCAGACUUCAAGGCUUUGGUUCAAGAAGCUUUGACAGUCCAUGCUCAAGCUAACGCUAGAAAGACACCCCUUUCAGAGGCUGAAGAAAUUGGCGCAGAGAGUUUGAAACUACAAUUAGACGGCGUGAAGAGCAUGCUUCGAACGGCAGAUGAGCGCACCGAACAAGAAAUCAAAGCUCGCCGUGACGUCCAGGAAGCUUUGACAGAAGUCCAGAAGAUGCUUGGUCAUGCGGAAGGUGAAGUCGCUCGCUAUCGCCAAGCUGCUGAGCAAGCAGAAGCAACUGUUCGUGAACUUCAGGAAGAGAAAAUUCCUCAGUUGGAAAAGGCUCAGACACGAUGCGACGCACUUGAGAGACAACAGGAAUCGUGGGAAAUGACACUAUCAGAGCUUUCCGCCAAGAAUAUUGCGCUGGAAGGUACACUGGACGAAUACCGUGUUUCGCAUGAUUUCUGGAAGAAGAAGGUUGCAACGACGGAAGAGGAGAACAAGGAUUUACGGUCCAGCAUUACACAUCUCACCGCUCGUAUCGAAGACAGUAUGCGCGCUAGACAGAGCCUGCGAGGCAAGUUCGAUAAAUUACAGGACGAUAUGGCGAACGUAACUAAGGAUGUGACCCGCGACCAGGCCAAUUCGCGAAGAAAGGAAGAAGAACUUACCGCCAAAUACGAAAGUCUCCGUGCUGCAUAUGACAGAGAAGUGAAACUGCGCGAGAAACUCGAAAUCGAUAUUGGCGAGCUAGAGAAGUCCGAACGAGAAACUGCUAAAUUGAAGUUCAUUUUCGCCCAAUCUCAGCAAGAAAACCACAGAUUGGAGGAGCUUGUUGCAUCUUUACGCCAGGAAAGUCAAGAACACCAGAACACCGCCUCGCGCUUCGAACGCGAAUUCAAUGAAGCCCGUGAGAGCAGUCGAAUGGAAAUACAGCGCACCCGAACGUCAUUGGAGGCCGACCUUGAUGCAGCGAACAAUCAGGUCAAUUACAUUCGUGCAGGACUUGAAGCUGAGAUCAACCGUUUGGAAAGUCAACUCGAAAAUGUCCGCAUGGAUGCCGAUACAACGAAAGAGCGAUACGAGCUUCUCUUGGAGGAAGCUCGUGAGAACAAAGCUUCGGCUAUGGCUGAGUUGGCAGCAGCAAAGGACAUGGCAAUGGAAGAACAACGCAAAACACAUGACCGUGUUCUUAACGACCUCCGCGAACGCCACGCUCGUGCACUCCACAAUGCUUCUGAAGAUCGACAACGGAUUGAAUCUCACAUGAACGAGAAGCUAGACCUUAGCAACGAGAAAGUGGCUCAUCUGCAAGACCGCGUCGCCCAUUUGGAAGAGAAACUUGAGAUAGCCAAAUCUGCUGCUCGCGCAGCUGCUCAGGCGGCUCAAGCCAAAGGUGUGGCCGUUCCUCACCCUGUACAGCACCAUAGUUCGCCGUCCUUAUCUUACAACAAGGAUUCGUCGGGCCCUGAAAGGAUUUCACCUCAAGCUCUCCGUGAAUCCAUUCUUGUACUCCAGGAUCAAUUACAACAACGCGAAAGCCGAAUCGAGGAGCUAGAACAGGAGCUCAGUGGAGUCGACAAGGAGGCGCCCAACAAGAUCAAAGAAAGGGAUACUGAAAUCAGCUGGCUUAGAGAGCUUCUCGGAGUCCGUGUUGAUGAUCUACAAGAUAUCAUAAACAACCUUUCACAGCCUUCUUUCGAUCAAAACACCGUCCGGGACGCUGCCAUCCGACUUCGAGCCAAUCUCCAAAUGCAGCAGCAGGAAAAAGAGAGGGCAAUGUCAGGACAGGCAUUCCCUUCAUUAGCGGAUAUUGCAGCAUCUCCACGUUCGCUACCGCUCGCAGCAGCCGCAGCAUGGGGCAACUGGCGUAAGGGACGUGACUCUUUUACAUCAGAAAGCGGAGCUUCUCAGACACCUUCAAAGUCAACGAACGCUGGUGGCUUCCUGUCCGGGCUACUUACACCUCCUAGCUCAAAUGUGAGAUAUACUCCCAAGAACAUGAGCGCCCCACCAGGACCAGCGCGUCUAGCAGGCCGCCGAACAGCAUCAGAGAGUCGCCCGCUUCGAGGAUACAAUCAACCGCGUUCUCUAUCUGCGCGACAAAUGGAUAAGCUUCCAGUUGUUCAUCAGGAGUCGAUUGAACCACCAACGACUCCACCACUCCUACGAAGGUCCAGCUAUGAUCAUGAUGCCGAGCAAAACAGCUAUGACGGUAGUGCCUUAAUGGACGAUGUUGACAGCAUGAUAGCCGCAGACUCGCCGGAAGGAGUCAGAGAUGAUGGCCUCUUUGCCCGUGACGAGUAA